AGCUCUAUUUUACUAUUUUUGACAUUUCGACGAAUGUGACUCAAAACGAAACAGAAAAAUAAACAAAGUUUCUCCAAGAAACGUGACAACACUCGUCUUUUCUGAAUCGUUAUUUUUGCGUAAUAUUAUUACAAUUUACAGAAUGCUUUCAAAAAAUAUCACGCAAAUCGGUCGAAUACCGAUGCAGAAUUACAUAAUCAAAAACCAAAUCCAAACGAGCGCCGCCUGCAUGGAGAUCCGCAAGUUGGCCCGGCUUCGCGUGGUAGACAACAGUGACAUCGGCAAGCGGGCCAUGGCCGAGGGUAAACCGCCCAAGUGCAUCCACGUUUACAACAAACAGAUGGUGGGUAAGGUUGGCGAUAAGGUGCUGGUAGCGAUCAAGGGCCAGAAGAAGAAGGCCAUCCUGGUCGGAUGCCGGCAGAAUCAGCUUCCCAAGAUUCCCAAAUUCGACAGCAACAAUAUCGUGCUGAUAGACGACAAUGGCACUCCACUGGGAACCAGGAUUCACGUACCGAUUCCGACUAUUUUGAGGACCAUUUUGAAGGAGAAGACCCAAGCGAAAGGAGCGGAUUACACCAAGUUGCUCGGAAUUGCCAGUCGAUUUGUUUAGGAGGAUCAUCAUGAUCGAAUAAAAACAGCUUAAAUAACAUCAAAA
Aedes albopictus (Asian tiger mosquito) is the source of this 655-nucleotide messenger RNA. RefSeq names its product large ribosomal subunit protein uL14m (gene mRpL14). NCBI's taxonomy places the organism in Eukaryota, Metazoa, Arthropoda, Insecta, Diptera, Culicidae. The record is from RefSeq and is a predicted model, not a curated record. The coding region runs from base 143 to 610 and encodes 155 amino acids. Gene Ontology annotation, cellular component: mitochondrion; ribosome. Gene Ontology annotation, molecular function: structural constituent of ribosome. The transcript is spliced from 2 exons. Gene Ontology annotation, biological process: translation.